AGGAGGAGGAGGAUCUGUCCGUCAGCUGCUGCCUGCUAGACGGGCUUGGUGGUGCUACAGUUUUCUCUAUAGCAGCAGCAGAUCGAGAACCGAACCCGGCCAGUUCUCUCCGCUCCUCUGCGGAUAGCGAACGGUCCCGGAUAAAGAAACCACAACACCCGGCCGGUGUGGGAUCUUUCGUUUUCUAGCAUUCAAACGAACAGUUUUCGAUUGAAAAAAAAAAAAUUAAUAUAAUAAUUCGUUUCAAUUAUUUUUUAUCAACUGUUCGCCGCAAGUUAACGACCUCAACGUUAAUAACUACAAAGUGUGAACAGUUAAAACAAAAAAAAAAAACAUAGUGCUACUGGUGUGUGUUGUUAACUAUUAGAUUGAAAAUCAUCCAUCAUCCAUCCAGGGAUCACUGCUUCACUAUUGUUCCAGGAUCAUCAAAAACUCCGGCUGAAAAAGGAAAGACGAAAUUCUUCCUUUUUUUUCAAAUAAAAAUAAAACGGAGAAAAGCUUCUAAACGUCACAUCUCGGUCAGGACGUCGAGGAACAGCGACGUCAGCAAGAGGAAGCCAAAAAGAAACAAAAAGGAAGAAGCAUUAGCACGGUAGCCUGUGAAAAUGGAGCAGCUCGCAUCGCUUAUGUGCAAAGCGCUUUACCUCUUCGUCGUCGUCUUGGCUACUUUACCGCACCUGUCGCUGCAGGGGCCCUACGAGAAAAAAUUGCUUCAUCAUCUCCUUGACAAGUACAACGUCCUGGAACGACCCGUUUCCAACGAAUCGGAUCCCAUACAAAUCAGCUUUGGUAUCACGCUGAUGCAAAUCAUUGAUGUGGAUGAAAAGAACCAGCUGCUCAUUACAAACAUGUGGUUGAAAAUGGACUGGAACGAUUACAAUCUGAGGUGGAAUUCAUCCGAAUUUGGUGGCGUCAAGGACCUCCGGAUCCCGCCCACUCGUAUUUGGAAGCCCGACGUUCUGAUGUACAACAGUGCCGACGAGGAGUUUGACAGCACUUACCAAACGAACGUGGUGGUCCGGAGUAACGGCAGUUGCAGUUAUCUACCUCCUGGUAUUUUCAAAAGCACCUGCAAGAUCGACAUUACGUGGUUUCCUUUUGACGACCAAAAAUGUGAGCUCAAGUUUGGCAGCUGGACUUACGAUGGAUUUCAGUUAGAUUUGACGCUGCAGUCGGAAGAAGGCGGCGACAUUAGCAAUUUCAAUACCAACGGCGAAUGGGAUCUCCUGGGAGUGCCUGGUAAACGGACAUGGCAAUACUACCCGUGCUGCCCCGAACCCUACGUGGAUAUCACCUUCACCAUCGAGAUCCGGAGACGGACACUCUACUAUUUUUUCAACUUGAUCGUUCCCUGCGUGCUCAUUGCCUCCAUGGCCGUCCUCGGUUUCACACUUCCUCCCGAAUCUGGCGAGAAACUUUCUCUAGGUGUGACCAUCCUGCUAUCACUAACUGUCUUUUCGCUCAUGAUAUACGACACCUUGCCCGAAAGUUCGGAUGCCGUCCCAGUCUUAGGAACCUAUUUCAAUUGUAUCAUGUUCAUGGUGGCCUCGUCGGUGGUUUCAACUGUGCUAAUUCUCAAUUACCAUCAUCGCAAUGCUGAUACUCACGAAAUGGCCCCAUGGGUCCGAACGGUGUUCUUGCACUGGCUGCCAUGGGUCUUGCGGAUGAGCAGGCCGACUGACAAGGACGAUCAAAAGCCAGCAGCAGGUCCAGCGGCCAACAGCAAACAGAUUAAAGACAUUGAAAUGAAAGAACGCUCGUCGCGAAGCCUCCUGGCUAACGUGCUCGAUAUUGACGACGACUUCCGGCAGCACAGUUGCACGCUCAGCUCAGUCGGUAGUGGCAUGGCCCUUAGUAUGGGAGUGCCCACCGGGUUCCCAAGAGUUGUCUCCACUCCUAGUGGAGGUCUGGGGCCUAACCAGGGUCAAGACGAGACCAUAUCGCUGCACAACUGCUUCGGCUCUCAUCGUGAACUAUCGGGUAUCCUCAAGGAGCUGCGUGUCAUCACCGACAAGAUACGAACCGACGAAGAAGAAUCACGUGUGUGCAAUGACUGGAAAUUUGCUGCCAUGGUCGUCGAUCGUAUUUGCCUGAUCCUCUUCACGCUCUUUACCAUCAUUGCUACUAUAGCGGUCCUUUUUUCGGCUCCGCACAUCAUAGUCCCUUAGAAGUGGAAGAAGAAGAAAUGCUAGUAGGAGAAAGAAAAGAAAAACAAAAAUUCUCUUAUCUCUUCUAAAUAGCCUACGGCUCAGUCUUAGCCAUUUUCUUUAACAAGAAAAAGGCAGAAAUCUCGCCUAACCCUAAUCAAGAGGUGCUCCAUUUUCCCAGUAUUUUUUUUUUAAUUUUUACUAGGAAACUUGGAUCACUCUUGGACAAGUGUUCAUCCAUCUUCGUCUUCGAGGGCUAGUCGGACAGGCAGCAGCGGUCAUCCAUGGCAGUAGUAUAAGUUCCCGGAAGUUCUUUUUGUUUUUUAUUUGUAUUUCUUUGUUUUGUUUUUUUUGUGUUACUGAUGGAGAAGAACGUAAUCGUACGAUUAUAGUGCGAUCGUUCUUUCGAAUAACAUAGAAAUAGAUUAACCAUGUGUGUAGGUUUUUCCAAUUUUGCCUCAGGCUUUUCCUUCCGGUUCUGUUCUGGAUUCUCCUUGUAAAAUCCAGUUCUUCGUCUGCUGUGUAUCUCUUCAUCUGUUUAUUGCUCUAUUCACACUCCUUAAGGGUCUACCAUUGCCAACCUGCUCCCGCUCUAUCUCUUCCUCUACUAGUAGCAGCACGUUAGUCGUGUUCUGAGCCCCAGAAGAAGUUCGUAGUCUAUCAACGAAGCACUUUCGCUUUCUCCCUCGACUGUGUCACAUGUUUUUAAAAAAUGGGUAGAAAGUAUUGAUACUACUUUUCUUGGAACGUAGGAAUGAUAACAUUGGCAAAUCCAAAUCACUGCUCUCUAUCAUUUUACUCAUUCCUCCCGCCAAUGACAACGGCUCAACGAUUUCCUUUGGAACUUUAAACACACAUAUAUAUAUACAGUAUGUUGCAAAUGUCGACUUCUCUCUCAAUCAGUGCUUCCUCGUCUCCUUCUAUUAUUGUCACCUUAUUUGAUUUUAAUUGUGCGUUUGUCUCUUUUCUUCUUCUUUUUUUUUUGUUUUAUUACGGUUCCUGUUUGUUAUUUCUAUCCGUGACACUUGAUUAUCAAUGAUGAAACUCUUUUGAGGCACUUUGUAUAGCUGUACACACGUCCAGAUGCCUACUUUCUCAUUCGUGUGUGUGCGUGUGUGUACGUUAUUGGCUGCUGACGUGCAGAAAUGUUAUCGUCUCUUUCACAUCCGCAAGAAACGUAGCCAUUUUCAAACCAGUUGUACCUCCAAAAGAUUGUACAGCGUAUGUUGACAUUUUUCUUUUUCGACUGAUUUCUCCUUUUCAUGUCGUUUUGCCAUGGAUGGAAGGAAUCAGACUUCGCGGUUAUUAUUAUUAACUAACUCGUUACAUACGUUUCGUUUUUAGACGAAUGGAUUGUGCGUGUACAAUCACGAGUAUUUUAGCCUGUAGAUCAGGCAGGUUUUAAAUUAAUACGUACGCCACCCAUAAAGCGUACUCACCAUGCCAAAAAAAAGUUGAUCAAUCGUUUUUACAUAGUAAUAAUUAUUUUGGCAGAAGGGUAGUGUAUUUGUAAUGCAAGUAGGAUUGUUUGUUAUAGCCACAGGCUAUAAGGCAGUAUCUUUAACAAGAAAAUAUAGAAGUAGAGGUUUUUCUUCAUCUGACUCGUUUGGUUGUCCGCGCAUCUAUUUCUAUUUUUCAUUUUGGCUCUUCUUCUCGUUUCUGUUCUUUCUUUAUUCUCAUCUUCGUCCUCUACGCCUUGUUUCGUCUGUUAUUUCAAUCAAAUAUAAUAUUGAAUAUA
Messenger RNA from Daphnia carinata, 3885 nucleotides. Its product is annotated as neuronal acetylcholine receptor subunit alpha-7-like. The record is from RefSeq and is a predicted model, not a curated record. The coding region runs from base 606 to 2168 and encodes 520 amino acids. Gene Ontology annotation, cellular component: neuron projection; postsynaptic membrane; synapse. The transcript has 12 exons. Gene Ontology annotation, biological process: nervous system process; regulation of membrane potential; monoatomic ion transmembrane transport. Lineage: Eukaryota; Metazoa; Arthropoda; Branchiopoda; Diplostraca; Daphniidae. Gene Ontology annotation, molecular function: transmembrane signaling receptor activity; acetylcholine-gated monoatomic cation-selective channel activity.